This is a messenger RNA of Chrysochloris asiatica (Cape golden mole), 660 nucleotides long. It is a transcript of the gene TRNP1, whose product is annotated as TMF1-regulated nuclear protein 1. Lineage: Eukaryota; Metazoa; Chordata; Mammalia; Afrosoricida; Chrysochloridae. Gene Ontology annotation, molecular function: DNA binding. Gene Ontology annotation, cellular component: nucleus. The record is from RefSeq and is a predicted model, not a curated record. Gene Ontology annotation, biological process: regulation of cell population proliferation. The transcript has a single exon. The coding region runs from base 1 to 660 and encodes 219 amino acids.
AUGCCGGGCUGCCGCAUCAGCGCCUGCGGCCCCGGGGCCCAGGAAGGGACGGCGGAGCCAGGGUCCCCGCCGCCACCCCGGGAGCCCCAGCCGUCCCCUCAGUCCCCGCCCCCGUCCCCAACUCCGAUCUUGACCCCGGCCCAGGCCCCGCCGGGGGCGGUCCCGGAAUCGAUCGAAGGGCAGGAGCUGCAGCGCUGGCGCCAGGGCGCUAGCGGGGGCGCGGGGGGUCCCGGGCCGGCAGCGGACGGCGGCGCGGCGGGGACAGGGGGCCGAGCGCUGGAGCUGGCCGAAGCGCGGCGACGGCUGCUGGAGGUGGAGGGCCGCCGGCGCCUGGUGUCGGAGCUGGAGAGUCGCGUGCUGCAGCUGCACCGUGUCUUCUUGGCGGCGGAGCUACGCCUGGCGCACCGCGCAGAGAGCCUGGGUCGUUUAGGCGGCGGCGUGGCGCAAGCCGAGCUCUACUUGGCGGCGCACGGGCCGCGCCUUAAGAAGGGCCCGCGUCGUGGCCGUCGUGCUCGUCCGCCCGCGCUACUCGCUUCGGCACUCGGCUUGGGUGGCUGCGUGCCUUGGGGCGCCGGUCGCCUGCGGCGAGGCCACGGCCCCGAGCCCGACUCGCCCUUCCGCCGCAGCCCGCCCCGCGGCCCCGCCUCUCCCCAGCGCUGA